Molecule: messenger RNA, 669 nt
Organism: Meyerozyma guilliermondii ATCC 6260
Lineage: Eukaryota; Fungi; Ascomycota; Pichiomycetes; Serinales; Debaryomycetaceae
Exons: 1
Coding region: 1-669 (222 amino acids)
Biological process (GO): maturation of SSU-rRNA from tricistronic rRNA transcript (SSU-rRNA, 5.8S rRNA, LSU-rRNA)
Cellular component (GO): preribosome, small subunit precursor; nucleolus
Source: RefSeq, a predicted model, not a curated record
AUGCCAAAGUCUGUACCUAGUCGCCAGGGGUCUGCACUGGCGGACAUAUACAAUUCCGGGUCUGCAAAGAUAAAGAAGAAGAUAAGAGACAUUGAAAGAUUGCUUAAAAAAGAUAACGUCCCCGCGAACAUCAGAAUUGACAAUGAACGUGCCCUCAAGGCGUUAAAAGUUGAAUUAGCAAACAAACAGCAGGAUCACAAGACGCAGAAAAUCGCCAAAAAGUACCAUAUGGUUCGUUUUUUCGAACGAAAAAAGGCGCUUCGCAAACUCAAACAGGCUCGCAAAGAGUUGCAAAAUGUGCUGGAAACUGGAGAACGUAAGGAUAUUAAAAAAGCCCGUAAGGUGGUUCGUCAUUGCGAGAUCGAUGUAGCAUACGUGGUUCUUUUUCCCAAAGCCGAAAAAUACAUUUCUUUGUAUCCCAAUCAUCAGCCAGAAAAGAACCCAGACACUGAAAAUGCAAAGAAAGGUUUGGAAAAGACAGAAAGUCGUCGUCGUGAGCUCCGCAAAAAAGUUGAAAAAUUGGUAGACGACAAGGCACUUCCAUUCUCUAUUGAUGACUUACUCGAAGGAAAGUCGGUGGAUGUCAAACACGACUUUGAAUCUGGCCAUAACCAAGAAAUUGAUGCUCCCGAAACUAAGAUACAAGAGGAAGAUGAUUUCUUCGAAUAA